Physella acuta is the source of this 730-nucleotide messenger RNA. RefSeq names its product prostaglandin reductase-3-like. NCBI's taxonomy places the organism in Eukaryota, Metazoa, Mollusca, Gastropoda, Physidae. The record is from RefSeq and is a predicted model, not a curated record. Gene Ontology annotation, cellular component: mitochondrion. Gene Ontology annotation, molecular function: zinc ion binding; oxidoreductase activity.
CUGCGGCCGUGCUUUACCAGUGCUUAACCCUGCUCUGCUUGCUUUGUUCGUCAGCGGGUUAACAGCAUCGGUAUCUUUAGAGAAGGAAGCUGAUCUUUCACCUAACAAAACAGUGCUAGUCACAGCGGCUGCUGGAGGAACUGGGCAGUUUGCGGUACAACUGGCCAAACUGGCAGGUGCCCAUGUGAUUGGUACAUGUUCUAGUGAUAGUAAGGCUGAUUUCCUAAAGAGCAUUGGAUGUGAUCGCACUGUUAACUACAACAAAGAGAACUUAGGAGACGUACUAUCCAAGGAGUAUCCGAAUGGAGUUGAUGUGGUGUAUGAAUCUGUAGGAAAUGAAAUGCUGGAUGCUGCUCUCAAGAACUUGGCAGUGCAUGGACGUCUAAUUGUGAUUGGUUCUAUUGCUAAUUAUGAGGGCUCUACUGUUAAUGCUGAGAUGAAAACUUCAAGUAAAGUCAAUGCACCUUUUGCUUUACUAGCUAAGUCAGCAAGCAUGAGGGGCUUCUUCUUAAUUCAUUACAAGAAUGACUAUCAGAGACAUGUUGGAACAUUAUCAAAACUCUACAUGGAAGGAAAGCUCAAGAUAUCAACAGACAAUGGCAAGGAUUCACCUAGUGGGCCAUUUGUAGGACUUGAGAAAAUAGCAGAUGCUGUUGAGUACAUGUAUUCAAGGAAGAAUGUGGGCAAAAUUUAUGUGGAAAUAAAUGCUGAGUAGAAAUUCAUCACCCUC